AUGAAUGAGAGAGUGAAGCAAACCUUCGCAGUUCCGCUUGCAUUCCCAAAUAUUUCAAGCCUUCGGGGCGUUGAAUCAGACCCAUCAGAUUACAGGAAUAUCGUCGAAACCAGUCUUCUUGAUGCGCGACCGACGGUGCUGCAAUGUUGGUCUCAUUCGCCGAAUGAUGGAGAUGACGAAGGCGGCGGAGUAAUAGUUGGAUGCGAUGAUGGAACGCUGUAUGUCUUUCAUCAAACGUGUCAGCCGAUCAAUGCUCUUGAGUCUGUUGAGACCAUUCAGCCUUCUCAGCAACCAAAGCCAUCACGUCGGCCUCGUCGCAUUUCACGAUCGGGAACUCCCCCUACUCCGGCGUUUCCUCUCUCUCCAACAUUCAACGUCUCUGCUCGUUCACGCGUCGUCUCUGGUGUUACCACGGACCCAGUCGAAGCACCAAAGAAUUAUGUUGAUUUCGAUGAUGAGCCCGACAAGCUCAAGGACAUCCUCAAAGGCAGAACUCCCAAGGAGAAACAGGGAGUUUCGGACUCAAUUGCAGAAAAGAACGGACGACUGGUGAAGUCUCCGGCUGCCUCCAUCACGGAACCUGCGUCUUCUUCAAAACAUCGGAAACCAAGGUCUCUACUGUCAGCCACAAAUUCCCCCGCGCAUACACCCUACUCUUUCUCGGUUCCUGCAUCUCCUAAGGGACAAGAAUCAUUCACAAUCACAGAUCCUCCUCAUGAAAUGUCUCUGCGAUACCAUAUCAUCCCAUCGAAAUCCGGCUCGGGGCGGGCUGUGAGAUCUGUCCGGAUGUUACAGGACAACAGAUUCAUCGCCGUUCUUCACGAGACUGGUGACCUUUAUGUGUUUUCUUCGGAAGACGGAAUUUGUGUCGCCUGCGUUCAUGCCGGGGGCGUUGGUUCCCCAAUGGGAGUGAAGGAUAGAGACGUUCCUGAUGACAUUUGGGAGUGGUGUUCGCUGAGUGUGGCAUAUGUUGAACAGUCGACGAUUCUUCUUGCAACCGCUGCAACCGAUGCCAACACUUCUGCCCCUACCCCAGAUAUGGACGAAAGUUCAACAGAAAAGUCACAAGGUAUCAUGCUCGAAUUUUCUGCUGGCGAUGAGGUUGGUUCGGCGGAAAUAAAGCUUUCAAUACUUGGCCAAUGGGAGUUCGAUGGGCCAGCCAAGGGGCUCGGUAUUCACAUCGAAUCUGAUAAAACAUCAACAUUGUACUCCAUAAAUUCACAAGGUUGCCUUCACGUCCGCCAACUCUGCCUCCGACCUCCGCCGCCAAGUCCACCUAUUCCAGCUAAUGCUGAACCUGAACAUCACCUUCCUAUCCCAAACCCCUUCAAGGGGAUGAUGUCGCGUUCAACAGAACACCUCUCUCACGAAAAGCAUUUGAAAGACGCACCAAAGGUGACGUUGGACGAGGUUCAUAACGUGGGGCGUCUUCUGUCGGAUUCCACACUGUCAGGCCUAUGUACGAGGGAUGUUGAAGGGAGACUGUACGGUAUUGCAUGGGCCCAUAGGGAGAUGACGGUCUUUGUGUACGAAGCCAGGUCAUUAAAAGUUCUCUACCAGACGUUCAUUAGCUCUGUGGGGAAUGUAGAGUGGUUAGAUGAAUCGACUUAUGCUCUUACAUACGAUACUCAAAUACUGUCAAAAACUGGUCAGGGUGUUUCCAGUAAGAUUUCGGAUGAUACAACCUUGAACCGCACUCACGUCUUGUUGCUCUCUCAAAGUCCAGACCUACUCCGGACCUUGCCUAUAGGGCCGCACAAUGCAAUUACGCUAGCGUCUCCUCCAAACUUGAUUGUAAUCAAAGUCGUGGAUGGCCAAUGGCAGCUGGUCUCAUUCAAUGCAGUCCCAAAACCAGGUGCAGAAACCCCCGAGGGUGAAUGUUCGCGGACAUUAUGGCACUCAAAUCCGGCUCCUUUGAAUGGGGAACCUAAGAUCACGCUGACUUCAAUGUUUCCGCUUGAUUUGGAUCGUAUUGUCCAAGGUUACUCUGAUGGGCGCCUACGCCAAUACUCUAUACCUCAAAUGUCGAGGAAGGGUGAGAACCCAACCACACUAACAUCUUCGUCGACGAAAAUUUCAGAACCGGCCUUGAACGGCUACAUCUCGGCUCUACAUCUGGUUCAAAACCAACGGACAAAAGAAAAGUAUAUUUUGGGAGGCGCGGAUGAUGGCUCCAUCGCGUUUUGGUCAAGCAGUACCUUUGAGCUGUGCGCGAGGUGGAUCACAUUCACCACGCCGUUGGUGAAAGUCCUCACUUUUGAAGGCGAGACUGUGGGUCCACUGCGCGGAUGUGUAUUGUGCAUCGCAAGAGAUGGGACUAUUGCGGUCAUCGCCGUUGAUGGGUUUCAAUUUCUGUACCUCGUCCCCGGGGCUGCGGCACCGCUUCAAAGAGUCUGUGUAGGGGGUAAUAGCUUGUUGCUCAUCUAUUCGGACCGGAGGGCAAGAUUAUGGGAUGCACAAACAAAGGAGUUUUGGCGAUCCAUGGGACUUCAAAAGGCACAGGAAAUGCUGGCGCAGGGAGAGUGGAUCUGUCUGACCAUGGAACAAGACACGUGUAUUCCAAGCUUAGCGUGGGCGAGCAUUGCACCUUCUUUUGAGGGUAGGGAUGCUGUUUCGACCCUUUCUCUUGACUUGGAGAGACUGGUCGUCGAUUCCGUUGCCUUAACGAAAACAAUUAGCACUAGCCGGGACGAGAUACGCAAUAUAUUGCUGACACUGGAUAGGCUGCGUCUUAUCUUAUCGAUUCUUCUGACUCCUGGACUCAGCGACGACGUCGAUUCAAUAUGUGAUGGUAAACUGAAAGUCAUGCCGUCCUCUGCUACAGUCGGACUCUCCAGUGAUGGUGCAACUGUGCUAUACCCAGUCACCCGUCCCGGCGAUGUUUGGUGCAUUUCGGGGAACGUAUCUGCUGCGCGUGCUUUGAGCAUCAUCCUAGUUUUGAGAGCGAUGAGUCUUUUCGAAGAACUUUCGGAAGCCACGAAUACGGUCAUAUCAUUCUACGCUACCUCUAUCGGGACAUGCGUUGGCGAACGGUAUCAACCUCCAAGCUUAGAGUAUCUGGCAAGAAGAUGGUUCGCUGCCUCAAAUGAGCUCCGCCAAGCGAUAAGGUUGAUCUUUGACGCGACACUUGCACGAUUGUCAGACGAGGAAGCUAUUGCCGUUGCGGAGAAGUGGCAACAUCAUGUACCUACUCUACAACCUGAUGCUGAGCGGGAAACCAUAAACGCUGCUUUAGCUCUAUUCAUUUGUGGAUGCGUCGCUUCCGAGAAGUAUACCUUACUUUCGACGAACUCCUUGACUGACAUAUCUAAGUCGAUCACAUUGUACCUCCACGAUGAGUCCUCCGUUUACCGAGUUCUCGCUAUCGACUUGUGUUCGCGUGGAUUUCACGUCUGGCAACAUUACGUCGAUACAAUGGAAAUCCUUAGGUCGCUUUUCAUGCUUUCCACUAAUGUUCGAAAGGAUUCUAUCUCCAUUCAGAAUGUGAACAGCCAGGCCAGAUUGGCUAUUCUCUCAAUUGCUUCAAACAACAUUCAGCUUUUCAUAUCAACAUUGUGUUUGGAUAUCCUCACACCGCCGACUUUAGAGAACCGGAGGUCUGUCAUGCAAAUUGUGGCAUUCUUGAUCCGAAAGCGGCCUCACAUCCUCCAACCUACCCUCCCAAGACUCUUGGAAGCUGUCAUCAAAUCCUUGGAUCCGAAUUCAACAACAAACCGCGAUGCAGUAUUAGAUACCGCGACUGAGAUCAUCGGUUAUGUUGUCAAGACGUUCCCAACGGUCGACUUUCAUAUGGCAACUCAACGUCUUGCCGUUGGUUCGAACGAGGGAGCAGUGGUGAUGUAUGAUCUGAAGACGGCAAUUCGUCUAUACGUCCUCGAAGGGCAUACGAAGCAGAUCUCGGGCUGUAGCUUCUCUCCCGAUGGCAGGAGGCUAGUAACCCUUUCUCUUAGUGAAAGUCUGCUCUUGGUUUGGAAGGUAGGGUCGAGCUUUGCAAGCUUCUUCAAUCCGGGAGCUCCCCCACGUCAGGGCCAUGGUGGAUCCCAGCCCUUCAAAACUUUGAAUUUCAACAUUGGGAGUGAAUCAGAUAUGUCGCUUAUAGAAACACUGGAGUUGGUCAACUUUGAGUGGGUCGCUGACCGUACGGUCAGGGUUAGAAUACGUGAAAGUAUCUUGACCUUUAGCACAUAG
Laccaria bicolor S238N-H82 is the source of this 4188-nucleotide messenger RNA. RefSeq lists its product as uncharacterized. Lineage: Eukaryota; Fungi; Basidiomycota; Agaricomycetes; Agaricales; Hydnangiaceae. Gene Ontology annotation, molecular function: protein binding. The transcript is spliced from 19 exons. Gene Ontology annotation, cellular component: cytoplasm. Bases 1 to 4188 code for a protein of 1395 amino acids. The record is from RefSeq and is a predicted model, not a curated record.